This is a messenger RNA of Leishmania braziliensis MHOM/BR/75/M2904, 762 nucleotides long. RefSeq lists its product as hypothetical. The annotation marks the transcript as partial. The transcript has a single exon. NCBI's taxonomy places the organism in Eukaryota, Euglenozoa, Kinetoplastea, Trypanosomatida, Trypanosomatidae. The record is from RefSeq and is a predicted model, not a curated record.
AUGGCAGAGGGCAACGCUACUGCGGUUGGUACUGGUGCGCUAGCGACAGCGUCACAGCGCCGCGGCUGCUGUGUCCCAAUCCUGAGCUUUCUGCACGUCCCGGGGAAAAUGCUGAAGCCUCUGUGGCUUAUGAUGGGUACCGCCUUCAGAUUUCGAACUCCUAGAAUGAUCGAGGCUGCAAGCGGGAAGCCAGCAGCCUCGCCGUCUGUGCUGUUGCUCACGGCGAAGCACUCCUUUGCUCCCUGGAACUACACCAAAGAUGCGUCGCAGUUGAAGAUCCCCCCAGAGUAUCAGAAGGCACGUUUUGUUAUUUGCCGCAUGUACCGCACGGAUGAAGACGGGAGGGCGGUGGCGACAGACGCUGUGAGUCUCCGCCUUCUCGCCCAGCACCCCAGCCUCGACGUGGCGCUACUCGCUGUCGAUGCCGCAUCAUGGAAAGCGCCACAUCGUGCUACCGCGGAGGCGCCAACGCACACAUUGGACUUGGCGCCGGAAUCACUGCUGCUGUGCAAGGAGCUCUAUCCAGCUGCGUCGGAUGGACUGCUCAUUGGCUUCCGCGGCGUUGGUCGGCUUGGGGAGCUCGACACGCUGGACCCAUCCGUGCUGCAGCGUCUACCUCCGCAUGAGCGCGACGCUCUUCUGAAGGAAAUGCAGGACGUGGAAGGCAAGCAGAUACGGGCCACCGCAACCGUCUCGGUACUGGAUGCGCAGGGCAUGUGCAAAGGUGUGGGUGAUCUCGCCACAUGCUAUCACGGCAUGUCA